AUGGAGAACAGCAAAACAGAAACAGAAGACCAGAUGGAGGACGUGUCAGAAGGUAAAGAGGAACAUGUGGAGGAGGCUAACCUGGAGAUUGCUCAGCUGCAGGGCCUGGUGGCGGAGCUGCGUGAGGGGCUACAAGCCUCUCUGACGGAGCUGUGCGAGCUGCGUCAGAGGGACCGCGGCCUGGAGGAGCAGCUCCGGACCCAGCAGACCGACGUGGACGACAAGAUCAUGGGCCUCAAGAACUCACUCAACACUUUCAGGGAGGAGCUGAACGUGGCGUUGUUCCACAUAGAGGAUGUUUCCAGCAGACAGAGGGAGGUGCAGAAGAGGAUGGAGCUGCUGCCGACAGAAAACUCCAAAGAUAUCAUCUCUGCUCCACACAGCCAGUCGGACCUCAGCGUUAUUCAACACUUCUUCUCCAGUCUGCCACACGGCAGCUCACCACAGAGGAGCACCACGUCGACUCACACCUCCAUCUCUGAGCAGGAGGCUCAGCAGCAGAGAGGAUGUCCGUCUAAGUCUCCAGCGUGGGGAGAGAGGAAGAACAGCAGAGACGACACGGAGACACCGAACAGUCAGACUGAAAACAGUAAGAGACAGCGAGUGGCUCUGGAGCUGCUGGAGUCAGAGAGAGUCUACGUGUCCCACCUGUCUCUGUUACUGAAGGCCAACAUCUCCUUCAACGGAUGUGAAGCUCUCAGCUCCAAAGACAAACGUCCGUUUCCCAGCACUCUGAGGUUUCUGAUCCAGCAGCACCUUGAGCUCCUUCACACUCUGCAGGAACGUGUGCUCAAGAGCCAGUGGCAAGGCAUCAUGGGGGAUGUGUUCAUGAGGCUCACCAGCAAAGAGAGUGAUUUCUUGGACUUUUACGUGUCCUACCUUCAGGAGCUCCCGGACUGUCUGUCCGUCGUCACCAUGCUCGCCUCCAGCUCCAUGAAACCUUCUGCCUUCCUGGAGAGUGAAAUACUGGGCGAUGAAUCCAGACCGUCCCUCCACACUCUGCUCCUUCAGCCGGUCCAGAGGAUCCAUGAGUACCUGCUGCUGCUGCAGGGGUUGCUGAGGCAGACCAACGCAGAGCACCCGGACUACUACCUGCUGCUGGUUUGCAUCCAGCAGUUCAGAUCCUUCACGGCUCAGUACCACCACCUCCUCCAGCACAACCAGGAGCUCCUGCUGCACAACCGCAAGGAGGUGAAGAGGUCUACCAUGACACAGCUGUUAAAGACAGUGGAAAGUGGGAUUCAAGCUAACAACAUUGGCUCACCGUACCCUUGCAACAGUGCCACGUUAGAACAUGCCAACCAGGUGAAGCGGAGCAAGCAGCGUCUCCUGGAGCAGAUCCAGUCCCAUCGAUUCCAGGAGUGGGACCAGGAUCACGAAACGCAUUGUUACGACUCGGAGUGGCCCACCCAGCUCCAGUUCUUCAGCCCCGACAUGGACUCACGGAACCACAAACCAACAGGUCUUGGCAGUAUCCCGGAGAGUGAGGCGUCUGAGAUGGCCAUGUCGUGCCAGCGUCAUCUGCCCUCCAGACCUGCAGACUUCCGUCAAGUUCAACCGGGUUCUGCUCUGGCCGACGCCCUCGGAGAGUUCCUCCUCCCUCCAGAUCCUCCGGGGAUGGAGAGCCUCUACGAAGAGGACCAAGGCUCCCUUCAUGAUGUCCCAAUGUUCGACCAAUGCUCCUCGGCCUCUUCGGACUCCUCUAUCGACAUUGCCUUUGUGAAGUGCCCCAAAGCGCCCACGGCGUCACAUCACGCGAUGGCAGCGAAAGUGUCAACGACCCGUGACGUCUUUGGCAACGGAGGAAGCCACGGGAAUGGUUACAAGCUGCCCAACAGAGGAUGCGUCUCUCCGGAUGAAGCCGUAAUGAUGCACCGCAAUCAGCAUCGCCCCCUUCAGGCCAGCCAGCGUAAGAGCAAGUCCCUGAACGGCCUCCAGAUGGACAACACAGUGAGCAGUCUGGAUGGCGCUCCUCUAUCAGACCACCUCCAGAGGUUGGGACUGGGCAGCCAUGCCAAGCUGGAGCGCCAGGGCAGUAAAGGCAGCAAAGGGUGCCCCACCCCGUCCCGUAAGGUCCACAGCCCCCCGGGGAACCGAGCGGAUAUCGACAAACAGGGCGACGACCUCCAUGGACUGCUCAGCAUUGACUCCGGGUUUCAAUCAUGGGGGAACGAGUCUAAAUGGAGGGGGGGGACAGAGGAGAAUCACCACACCCCCUUCAGCGAAAGGAGUCGGAAGCAGGACAAAGGAGGCUUCAGGAGCUCCUUCAAGAAACUCUUCAAGAAGAAGAGCAGUGAUGAAAAGAAAGAGAAGGGAGGUGAGAAAACACCAGAAAACCAAAACAACGGUGAACAUGAGACACCGGGGAAGAAUCCCAAACUGGCUCAUCUGGAGAUAAACCGUGGCACGGCUGUAUGA
Anoplopoma fimbria (sablefish) is the source of this 2418-nucleotide messenger RNA. RefSeq names its product Rho guanine nucleotide exchange factor (GEF) 33 (gene arhgef33). Lineage: Eukaryota; Metazoa; Chordata; Actinopteri; Perciformes; Anoplopomatidae. The transcript is spliced from 17 exons. The coding region runs from base 1 to 2418 and encodes 805 amino acids. The record is from RefSeq and is a predicted model, not a curated record. Gene Ontology annotation, molecular function: guanyl-nucleotide exchange factor activity.